AUGGAUGGUGAAACUGCACUUUUGGACGAGUACAAUUCGAAUUUAGCAUCUACAAGUUCAGCGUCGGAUGUUGGAGAAAGGACAAAUAAUGGAAGGAAUCAUCAUAUGACAACUGAAUUUAAUGAAGCAACCAACGGAUUUCCAUCUUGCUCUCGUUAUCCAUACGAAAUGACACAAGCAAACGGACAUGUUACCGUCACUCAGCCUGGAUCCUCGCAGCCAGAUCGGCUAGAAACUGCAGUGGAUAUCAAUGAUGGGGAUACAGAUAUCGAAGAAGAACUGUCUCAUUCUUGUAAACAAGUUAUCGUUCCAUCCAAAUCACAGGUUUUAUUCUACGUGUCAACGUCAACUCAUUUACGUUUGAAUCAUCAGGGAUCCGAAUUGCAGGUAACUGAUCCAUCUGACUUCCCACUUUUGGAUAUUUGGUCUGAAAAUGUUUGUGAUGAAGCACCGUUCUGGAUUAUAGAGUCUUACGGUCGUCGAGUAGCAGUUGUAACUGACACUGCGCCACGUUCACUACUUUCAUUUUUUAUUCCAUUUUUACGACCAAGACGGACGGUCCCAACAUUCUCAAUUAUUGACUGGAAUGGAGAGGUUUUGGGUUAUUAUGCUCUUGGAAGUGAUGGAAUUGAAGUGCAAGACACUCGUCAUGAGCCAAUUGCAAAAGCGUUCUGUGAGCCAGAUCCAUCUGGAGGAUCCACGUGGAGAGUUGUUUGUGAGAAGAACUCUCAACGACAGUUGGCUAUUCUGACACCAGAUGGACGUCUCUCGUUCUCUUCUGAAAUUGCACUUCCACUGAAACUUCUUCUUAUUUGUACAUUGAGUCGAGCUAUUGUAAAUCGAACAACUUCAUCUUGUUUUCCAUUCUUUCGAUAA
Messenger RNA from Caenorhabditis remanei, 876 nucleotides. RefSeq lists its product as uncharacterized. NCBI's taxonomy places the organism in Eukaryota, Metazoa, Nematoda, Chromadorea, Rhabditida, Rhabditidae. The record is from RefSeq and is a predicted model, not a curated record. The transcript has 6 exons. Bases 1 to 876 code for a protein of 291 amino acids.